Molecule: messenger RNA, 918 nt
Organism: Morchella importuna
Lineage: Eukaryota; Fungi; Ascomycota; Pezizomycetes; Pezizales; Morchellaceae
Exons: 1
Coding region: 1-918 (305 amino acids)
Source: RefSeq, a predicted model, not a curated record
AUGCCCCUCAUCCUACACACUCGAGCUGAACCUAAAGCUGCAGAUGUUGCGGAUGCCUCUGCCGCAGAAGGCCUGACCUCCAACACUCCCCCAAUCAUUGAUAAAGCUUCCAUUGGCCCGUUCGAAAAGGCCAAUCUCAGGGAUGCCAUCAUUUCAAAAUCCGCCGGCAGCAACGAAUCACCUGCCACCUCUUAUAAAAAGGCCUCCGUCAAGCUUAAACCAGAAACCCCUCUAAAUAAGCCCAUCACCUUCAUCAAUUCUCCCCCUGUGCGGUCCCUAGAAGCUCCCGUCAAGCUUAGAGUUGAAAUCCCUACAGACGAGCUUGUCACCUUCGCCGCUCCCCAUGAGCACUCCCCGAAGACAAAUGCCCUCAUUUCGGCUCAUUUGCCCGAGCUCGAUGCCAGCAUUCUCGCUGUCAGGAAAUGCAUCGACAACGUCUUUCUACACGCCGAUAUAUACCCACAAGACUCACCCGUCACCUUCUUCACCAAGCUUCAGCUCGCAGUAGGUGCCAUGGGCGCUGAAGUGCAGAGUAUCAUGACCGCGAUAACGGACCCGGGGGUCUUGGAGACCGAGAGCCAAGUAGUGGACGCGGAGCUUUUGCUAAACGAGGUGGUCAUGAGCUAUAGCAGUAUUUUGGAGGCAUUUGUGGAAUAUGCUGGGGGCGUAGAAGAAGAAACGAUAGUUAGCAAAGGUUUGGACGUGGAAGCGGUCAUGCGCGAGAAGAACAGGAUCUUGACGAAGGAGUACCGCAAGUUUCUGGGAGAGGACGACCAGUCCGAUAGCGAAGAUUACUCUGAAUAUUCCGAUGAUGAGGAGAAUGGCGACGGUAGGGGUGGGAUGGCUAAGGUAAAUUGGAAAGAUAUGGGGGAUGAGGACAACGAGCAGGCAGUCUGGGGGGUGAACGUCUGGGAAUGA